AUGACAAUGAUGAAACAUGUCCCCCAUGUGGCUGUAAGGAUGGAAUCAGCGUGGACUGAUGAUAAUGUAGCCCGAAGGUUUUGGAACUACAAAAAUUCCUUGUCAGUUGAAGGUCCAAAAUGUAAAUUUUUUAUGUGGAAAGACGAUGAAAUGGAUGAGGGGUAUUACAAAGACCAGCUUCGUAAGAUGAGGUUUGAGCUAUGCAGAAAGGAAGACCACAAUGAGGUAGCGAAGGAACAGAAGAAAUUGGUUAAGUUGCAGCAAGAUAGGGAAGCUGAGAAGGAAUUUUUCGACAUGGAGUUGAUGGAACUGAAAAAGGAAAACACUCUGAUGAAGACUUACCUGGGAAUUGCUAAGUGA
Molecule: messenger RNA, 360 nt
Organism: Lactuca virosa
Lineage: Eukaryota; Viridiplantae; Streptophyta; Magnoliopsida; Asterales; Asteraceae
Source: the annotation of a GenBank genome assembly